AAAAACACUCUUUUACUUCUAUUUCUCAUCCCAACAGGAAGUGGUUCCCUCCUACCUGGCCACCUCUCCGAUCAUGUCAGACGGGGCCGCUCUCAUGAAUUCCUCUCUGAUGGGGAAGAGCUCUGGGCCGCCCGUGCUGACGCUGGGCUCCGCAGGGAACAACGGGGAGCCCGGUGGUGGGAUGAUGAAGAAGAGGAGGAAGAGGAGGAGGAAAGCCAGGGCAGACAACGUGAGGAGGGAGGAGAGCGGAGACUACUCCGGAGACGAGGACAUGUUCACCAUAGACAUCAGCUCUGACGAAUGCGCGGAGAUGGAGAGCAACAGGUCUUCUUCCCGAGAUGUUUUAAGAGACGAGACAAACGUCGGUUCAACCAGCGGCUCCUACAAACAGGCUGGAAUCUACACCCACUCAGAUGGAGAGUGGAGUCCCAUCCAUAGCCCUGGAAACUCUCGUCCCACGUCCACUAAGAGUGACUCUGAAUUGAUGACCAAGCCGUCAGACGCGGACAACCAGAAUCCAGCCAUGCACUGGGCGUGGGGAGAGCUGCCACAGGCUGCCAUGCCGUCCUUCCUCCCAGUGAGGUCCGACCCUCCACCAGUGUGUCCCGUAUCCAUCCCCGUGUCUGACAGCACCCAUUUCCGCGUGAUUACUCACGACACGUCUUCAGAACGAUGCGGACCCCCGUCUGAAAUACCAAGGCUUCAGCUGCUGAUGCCGGACGACACUGUCGCCACAGAACAAACGGUUGUCACGGUUGGGAUGGAUUUAGAAUCCACGAGGAUGGAGUCUCAGACCGUCACCUCAGAGACCCAGGUGUCGACGGUGGAAAGUGUUGCUGCUCGUAUGAUGGCUGACCUGGAGGACGCGUUGCCGCGGCCGCUUGGCAAGUCUGACUCUCCAUCCAAGAGAAAAGUUGUAGACAAGAGGAGCCGCCAUCUCGGUUCAGAUGGGAUUUACCUGGAUGACAUCACAGAGCUCGAGCCUGAAGUGGCAGCACUUUACUUCCCUAAGAGUGACGGCGGUGCAACCGUGAGGAGCAUCUCAGACCCGGGCCUCCACAGCGCCAGUCUGUCCCCGCAGUCGAUCAGCUCCGGAGGAGACAGCGGCUUGGACAGCUACUGCGACCACAUGUCUGACCUGCCGUCUAUCGCUGUCUCUCUGUGUGGAGGCCUCACUGACAACAGGGAGAUCACAAAAGAGCAGUUCCACGAGAAAAUCAUCUCCUACCAGCAGUUUGCAGAGAACCCCUCCCUCAUCGACGACCCCAACUUGGUUGUAAAAAUCGGCUCCAAGUACUAUAACUGGAGCUCUGCGGCUCCACUUAUGCUGGCGAUGCAGGCCUUUCAAAAGCCUCUGCCAAAGGUAAGACAUCAAUAUGCAGACAUAGCACAGAUACUAAUGACUCAUUGGUUGGUUGCUUUACCUGAAUACCACCCCCUCUUUUGGUUAAAACUGGUACUGCAUCAUGUAUGUCUUCACCUUAACACACACGCUUCCCCUUCAUCUACUCAUGAUGUGGCUUAAUAUCAAGUGUAACCUGAAUCGCACAUCUUAAAUGUUGUGUUAUUUCAACCUCACACUGACAAACAUCCUCUGAUCUGCUCUAUUUAGAUACUCGAGUUAAACUUUGUCCUCUCCUCUGUUCUUCUUCCCUUUUAUUUUAUCGCUCCCUCCUUCUCUAAUCCAUCACUUCAUCCAUUCAUCCGUUAUUUAGUUCU
Molecule: messenger RNA, 1719 nt
Organism: Paralichthys olivaceus (Japanese flounder)
Lineage: Eukaryota; Metazoa; Chordata; Actinopteri; Pleuronectiformes; Paralichthyidae
Source: RefSeq, a predicted model, not a curated record